AGAUUAAUUUUCAAUGAUUCCGCAACCAUUCUAUGCACUGUGUACAUUUUGAACAGCGUAAAAAUGUCUUGUUAUUUGACCAACAUUUCGCUAGCAAGCUGGCUAACUGAUUUAAUAUGUGCUUAUGGUGUGACGUCGUCCAUGUUUUAUCCUACUCGUAAUUACCACUGGGAAGUAGGAUGCACGUGACGGCAGCACCCUUGUCAUGCAUGCUAGAUACGACAGUACAAACUACCAUACUAAAUAGGGUCCCUACAUACAAUUUGACACACUAUUUAGUGCUCUUUUUGGACGUGGCUACAGUUCCUGAGGUCUUCUGAAGGUGUUUCUGUAAUAUAACAUUGCUAAGCUGCUCUAUUUUGCCACAUCUUUUACCCUUGCUGCAUUUUGUAGCCAGCCAGAUACAGACGAGAUGCAGUACUGCAGCACACGUGGAGGUGUUUAUGGCUGGAACUUCCACGAUGUUCUCUUCUCAGGCUACGCUCCAGACGGAGGCAUGUUCAUGCCCGAGACGAUUCCUUCAAUCUCCCCCGCCACGCUCCGAUCCUGGUGCUCUCUGUCCUACCGGCAAAUUGUGUGUGAAGUGUGUUCGCUCUUCAUCCCCGAGCAGCUCAUCCCGAAACGGGAUUUGGAAGACCUCGUAUCCAGUGCUCUGUCCAAGUUCUCUGUGCCAGAUGCGGUGAAGAUGGUGCGCUUGAAGAGCUCUCUGUCUAUCCUGGAACUGUUCCAUGGAAAGACGUUGGCUUUUAAAGAUCUGGCCAUGACAUGCACCACACAGUUUCUGGAGUACUUCCUGCGUAAGGACAACAGACGUGCCAUCAUCCUCGUUGGGACAUCUGGGGACACCGGAAGCUCAGCCAUCAGCAGUGUGUGUGAUCUUAGUGCCGUGGACAUCGUGGUGGUUUUCCCACGUGGACGAAUCACUCAGGUGCAAGAGAGACAGAUGACCACUCACAUAGAGGACAAUGUCCAUGUUUUUGCAGCGGACGGAAGUUCGGAUGAAAUCGACGUGCCUUUGAGGAAGCUGUUCGCCGAUCAAGAAUUGGUGAAUCGCUACGGUCUGAUGAGCCUGAACUCAGUGAACUGGUCACGCAUUCUGGUGCAGAUCGCUCAUUUUAUAUACGCCUACCUGCAGCUGAGCGGAGUUCAGGAUACAGACGGAGACGUACUACCCGCUGUGGAGGUAGUAGUGCCCACAGGAGGGGCAGGAAAUAUUACAGCUGGAUGCUUGGUAAAGCACAUGGGUGUUCCUCUGGACCUGGUGGCCAUGGUGAACUCUAACGACACCUUGCACCGCGCAGUUCAGAGCGGAGAUUUCUCCAUGACCGACAGCAUCAAGCAAACUCUCGCUCCAGCCAUCGAUAUUCAGGAUCCUUAUAACAUGGAGCGUGUCUUCUGGCUGUUAUCUGGGAAGGAUGGCGCUUUAGUAAAGAAUAUGAUGGAGCAGUUUCAGGACACUCACACACUCUCUCUACCUGAAACACUCCACAAAAAGCUGUGUUCAGUCAUGUGUUCAGGUUCUGUAUCUGAUGAGGGGAUAAUGGAGGCCAUAAAAAGAUGCUGGGAGGAAAAUCAGUAUUUGGUGUGUCCUCAUACAGCUGUGGGAGUCUGGCAUCACUACCACCAUCCCGUCCUACAUGGAGAGAAUAGAUGCUGCGUCGCGACAGCUUCUCCAGCCAAGUUUCUCGAAGUGGUACAGAAAGCAGGCCUGACCAUCGACCUCCCCGAUUCUGUGAAGCAGCUGGAAACAAAGGAGACUCGCUAUAAACAUCUGGAGCGAAGCGAGAACUGGGAAAAAGCGUUGAGAGAACGCAUUGAGGCUAUCGGGGUGGCACGACAACAAGGAGCGCUGUUUUAUAAGCUGUAGCCAGGUUUAGUGACUGGGAUCAAAUCCUUACAUUUGCACUCAAAUAUACCACAGUUGAGCCUUGAUUCACUAAAUAUUUGUGUGUACAAAAACAUGUGAACAUGAUUAGAAAAUUAGGCACUAAAUAAGUCGUUAUACACUAUAUUGCCAAAAGUAUUCGCUCACCCAUCCAAAUAAUCAGAAUCAGGUGUUCCAAUCACUUCCAUGGCCACAGGUGUAUAAAAUCAAGCACCUAGGCAUGCAGACUGUUUUUACAAACAUUUGUGAAAGAAUGGGUCGCUCUCAGGAGCUCAGUGAAUUCCAGCGUGGAACUGUGAUAGGAUGCCACCUGUGCAACAAAUCCAGUCGUGAAAUUUCCUCGCUCCUAAAUAUUCCACAGUCAACUGUCAGCUGUAUUAUAAGAACGUGGAAGUGUUUGGGAACGACAGCAACUCAGCCACGAAGUGGUAGGCCACGUAAACUGACGGAGCGGGGUCAGCGGAUGCUGAGGCACAUAGUGCGAAGAGGUCGCCAACUUUCUGCAGAGUCAAUCGCUACAGACCUCCAAACUUCAUGUGGCCUUCAGAUUAGCUCAAGAACAGUGUGCAGAGAGCUUCAUGGAAUGGGUUUCCAUGGCCGAGCAGCUGCAUCCAAGCCAUACAUCACCAAGUGCAAUGCAAAGCGUCGGAUGCAGUGGUGUAAAGCACGCCGCCACUGGACUCUAGAGCAGUGGAGACGCGUUCUCUGGAGUGACGAAUCGCGCUUCUCCAUCUGGCAAUCUGUUGGACGAGUCUGGGUUUAGCGGUUGCCAGGAGAACGGUACUUGUCUGACUGCAUUGUGCCAAGUGUAAAGUUUGGUGGAGGGGGGAUUAUGGUGUGGGGUUGUUUUUCAGGAGCUGGGCUUGGCCCCUUAGUUCCAGUGAAAGGAACUCUGAAUGCUUCCGCAUACCAAGACAUUUUGGACAAUUCCAUUCUCCCAACUUUGUGGGAACAGUUUGGAGCUGGCCCCUUCCUCUUCCAACAUGACUGUGCACCAGUGACCAAAGCAAGGUCCAUAAAGACAUGGAUGACAGAGUCUGGUGUGGAUGAACUUGACUGGCCUGCACAGAGUCCUGACCUCAACCCGAUAGAACACCUUUGGGAUGAAUUAGAGCGGAGACUGAGAGCCAGGCCUUCUCGUCCAACAUCAGUGUGUGACCUCACAAAUGCGCUUCUGGAAGAAUGGUCAAAAAUUCCCAUAAACACACUCCUAAACCUUGUGGACAGCCUUCCCAGAAGAGUUGAAGCUGUUAUAGCUGCAAAGGGUGGACCGACGUCAUAUUGAACCCUAUGGAUUAGGAAUGGGAUGUCACUUAAGUUCAUAUGCGAGUCAAGGCAGGUGAGCGAAUACUUUUGGCAAUAUAAUGUACAUUUCUAUUUCAGUUCACUUUAAUCUUAUACUAAUAGUUUUGCUUGUAUAACAAUCUUGAAAGUGUUUCACAUGAGCAGCCUUGAACAUUUUGCAUGUUUAGAGCAUCUAAUUCUAAUAAUGAACAAAAGACACGUAGUUUAAUUAAGCACAAACGGUGUGAUGUCACAUGUUCACGCCUCAUUCAUGUGAAGAUGGUUUCUAUCAUGUGACUGAACUCACAGCCAUUUCUGCAUGCUUUUAUUUUACAGUCAUAUCGUGUUUUACACCAUUGUACGAUUCUGUUUCCAGGAGCCUCUUAAAGAUGAAUGUGAUAUUUAUGCACUAGAUCAAAUAAUUGGACAUACGGUUCAGGGCCUUUAUUUUAAUUUUAGUUGAAAUCUGCCUCGUGUAUGUGAAUGUUUAAAAAGAAAAUGAAAAGCAUAUACCAGGUGAAAUGAAAUGGUAGUGAAAAGGGACUGUUUCAGAAACUUUUAUCUCAUUUUAUCUUAAUAAAUUGCGUGAUUUAUUUUGCUUUGCUUUCAGUUUUCUUCCUGAUUA
This is a messenger RNA of Hemibagrus wyckioides, 3794 nucleotides long. It is a transcript of the gene thnsl2, whose product is annotated as threonine synthase-like 2. Lineage: Eukaryota; Metazoa; Chordata; Actinopteri; Siluriformes; Bagridae. Gene Ontology annotation, molecular function: pyridoxal phosphate binding. The record is from RefSeq and is a predicted model, not a curated record. Gene Ontology annotation, biological process: 2-oxobutyrate biosynthetic process; dephosphorylation. The transcript is spliced from 9 exons. The coding region runs from base 413 to 1867 and encodes 484 amino acids.